Symbiodinium necroappetens is the source of this 3414-nucleotide messenger RNA. Lineage: Eukaryota; Dinophyceae; Suessiales; Symbiodiniaceae. The record is from the annotation of a GenBank genome assembly.
AUGAGGGAGGGACGAGGUGAAGCCUUAGACAAGGUCAUGACAGACUUCAGAGGAGCAACCUCUAUGGAUGAGAUGGAGGUCGUCAAGGUCUCCGGAAUUGAAGGAAGGAAAAGGGCGAUGUCGGUUGUGACCAACUACAACGGUGAGAACUUGAAUCCCCAGUGCUUCUUCGAGGAGGGGAGCAACGAUGGUGAUCCGUGGAAAUGGACAAGCGCAUGGAAAAGAAGUCUGAUCAGGGCGAUUGAUGGUGAGGACUUCAAGAGCUCCGAGAAGCGCGAACAUGGGUCACUGAAGGCGAUGUCCCCUGAAGAGUGGAAGGACCACGUGAAGGCUGGUCAUUAUCCGUCAAGGACUACAGGGGAAGAUCCAGCAGCCAGAGGUGAUCGGACAAAGGCGGCGCGGAUGAAGUACCUGCUGGUGGCAAAGUUCACACUUCCAAAGUCCUAUGUGACGGGUGAGUUUGAGCCUACAGGGAAUGAUCCUCCGGGUGACGAAGAAGUCGGAUACAAAGACUUAUUUGUUGAGGAGGAAAAGGGCGAGGCCAUGAAGGUGAAUCCUUGUGGAGAACCUGAGCGGGAUCUACUAUUUGAUGAUGAGGAGAAGGAUGCACCAGAUGAAGAGCACGUUGAUCCAGAAGAUGGGCGCGACGAUGGAAGGGGUGUGGGCCAUAUUCCGAUCGAUGUGGAACCUCCUCAGUCUACCUAUUUGUUGUUCGCAGAGCCGAUGCUGAAUGACAAGGGAACUACGAUUGCGUCAGCCAUACAAUCUGUGGUGCUAUAUCUACAAAGCCUGAACAUCCCGGUUCUAGUGAAGAAAAGGAGGUAUGCAGCGUCCGGAGCUUUGAUUCGUCUGGAGUUUGAUGAGCGUUGGGCCGAGGGCAUCUAUCUGGGUCUCUCAGAUCAGGUUUCCAAUGGUCACCUCGUCUAUGUGGAUGGAAUCUUUACACACACCAAAAACGUGAAGGAUAAAGCGAAGUUGGUGGAUGCAGGAGGUGAAGGGCGCGAUGAUGAGAGGAAACGAGCGGGAGAUGAACCGGAUCUACCACGAGCGCGCAGAAGGAUUGUGGGCAAGUCUACACCUCGAGUGGCAACCUUGGAUCGGAGUGUGGAUAUUGGAGUAUAUGACGACGAUCUACCGGAGGAUCAAGAAGAGCCGGGCGCCUAUGAUGAUGAUCUGCAUGAGGACCAAGAUGGGCCUGGUCAGGACGAUGAUGUGGCGGAGAGUGCUGUCCAAGUGGCAAGUCUAUCUCCUCGGGUUGCUGCCCUUGACCAAGGAAGGGCUGAAGCGCAGAGUGGUCACAUGGAAUCCAUAAACCCGGAGGACUACGCGAAGGAGAUCAUAUAUGAUGAGGGCGAUGUGAAUGAGGAAGUGAUCGAGCGGCUGUUUGAUUUGCUUCCAAACCAAAGACUACCUCGGCAAACAGAAGACUGCGGCGAAGGUAGUUUGCCACCAAAGGCGUGGGCCUCCGGAGUGUACCGUCAUGGUGGGGUGUUGGGAGUGAGGAACUCGUCGAAGGAAUUUCCUUAUUCUACACGGUUGGUGAAUCAGUUCAUUCGUGGAGUAAUGGGCGAGUCAGCAACCUGGUCUACGUUCUCCCUGCACCGAAACCUCAGCGUGAAACGACAUCGUGACUCACAUAAUGCUCGAGAUGAGUUGUCCUAUUUGAUCCCAAUCAGUGACUUUCAGCAAGGGGGACUUUGGACACAGGCGGGCGUUGAUGAGGUCGUUGAGGGUGACGAAGUGGUCAUGGUGGAUGGAAAGCGUGGACGUGUGAAGCAUUUACAGUCUGAGGAGGGGUCGAAGGAAAUGGUUUCGUUCAACCCAAGGCAGUGGCAUGCAACGAUGCCAUGGACCGGAGACAGACUGGUCUUAGCGGUGUACAAGGUUCGUGGGCUAAACAAGAUCAAGCCAGUUGAUGAGGACGUUGCGCUGGAUUUGGGAUUCCCACUACAUACGAACGAUGCCGAAAGUCCAAGGAUGUGCAAGCUCAUCGGCGGGGAAGGCGAGCAACCAGGCCCAGUGGCACAGGAGGAGGCUGAAGUGGACCUGGAGCCUGUCGAGGAGUUCAGGUAUAUCAGGAUGUCCGAGAGAGAGUGGAAUACAACCAUUGCGAGGUAUGGUCCAGAUCACUACGUCGAGGAGAUGGCUACGAGGUGGCAGAGGAUUGAACCCGAAGAGGGGAACUUGAACUCAGUGAUUCCGGCGGCCAUUGCUGCUGACAUUGAUCGGGACUGGAUGGAUGUUCCGCGAAUCUUCCUAAUGUCCGAGGAUGGUCAGGAGCUGAACGUGGGGCGGAUGCUGGGAACGAGAACGUCACGGAUACCGCAUGAUGAUCCAGAAGGGCUAGGUUCAAGCUUCCUCAAGGCGUGCAAGAUUUACAACUUGGUCACAAAUGAGGAGGAGAUGAUUGUUUUUUGGAUUCAAAGAAGGAUAGUUGUUCAUCGAGCACUUCCUGGAGAUCAACGUCAUGCUUGGAGAGGUCCAGAUGAGCCUAGGCCACCGGAUGUGGACCCAAGGGGCAGAGCACCUCGUCUAGCAGCAAUUGCAGUUCAGGAACCGAUGGAAUGGUUACACUUUGUAGAAGUGGAUGUGGAUCGUAAAGAAUGUGAAGGUGACGCUCGGAUCAUGAAGGCCACCCAGGACACGCUGUACACCCCGAACAUUGAAGAGCUUCUCAACAAGGUGACUCCAGAAAACCCUUUGAAGGUGACUCAUACUGUGGAUCCUCGAGAAGUACUACCAGUGGUGGAGCAGUGGGUCCCAGCCAUGAAAGCGGAGUUGAGUGCGUUGGAAGGAAUGCCAGCAAUCAAGAGAUAUUGCGGCCUGGAGGCGGAUGCUCUGAGAAGAGACCAAAACGUAGUCAUUGUGCCGAGCAAGCUCGUCUUCACCGUCAAGCCUGGGGUGGAGCCGGGAACCUUUAGAAGAAAGGUUCGAGGAGUGGCUUGUGGAAACUUCUCUGGGGAGUCGGCCGAGGAACUUGGUGACGUGUAUUCUGCUGGAGCUACAAUUGACUUGGUGAGACUAUGUUUGGCGGAGGUCAAUGCGAAUCCUGGGUGGAUAGCGGUCACCGAUGACAUAAAAACUGCCUUCCUUCGGGCCCCAAUUCCAGAGCUUCCCAAUGGACGAAGGUAUGCAAUGGAGGCGCCAAAAGCAACGAUACGAGCAGGACUCGCCCAACCGGGCGAGUUGUGGCUAGCAACAGCAGCAGUCUACGGCUUCCAGCGGAGCCCGAAGUGGUGGAGUCAACAUAGGAACGCUACAACCAAAAAGGCGACCUGGAAAUCUCCGAAGGGUGGAGCUAUGAAGGUCGUCCCGUGCAUCACCGACGACAACCUCCACAAGCUUGUUGAGGUGCUACCGGAUGGCGAGCAUAUCGUGGGGUAUGUCCUCUUCUAUGUCGAUGACACCUUGGCA